Molecule: messenger RNA, 13002 nt
Organism: Porites lobata
Lineage: Eukaryota; Metazoa; Cnidaria; Anthozoa; Scleractinia; Poritidae
Source: the annotation of a GenBank genome assembly
AAUUCGUGGCACUUCUCAGAAGAAGAAGAACUAAAAAUGCAGCUUUGUGCGAUCGGUUAUUAGCUCCAAUUUUGGCUAAAAAUGGGGGCUAAACCCUCGUCUAUCAGCGACCUACAACAUAAUCCCGUCCUCCUAAAGCUUACUGGGGAGACGGCAGUCGCGGAAAACGAUGAGUUUUGGGAGGAUAUUCUUGCGUUUUCAUUUCAAGCGCCGUACAACAGGUUAGAAGUUGUUAAUAGCGCGAUGUAAUUUGUGCAUAAAAUAAGUAUACUUGGGAAUUAGUUUUAUAUAGGUAUCUUUGACACCUAAUUUGAUUGAAUUCUCAGUCAUUUUAUGUCCUAGUUUAUUUGUUUAGUUGAUAUUAUACGCAAAAGUUAAGCUGUCCUAAUUGGUAAACUUUAUCAACUGAACAUAAGAACAUAAGCUUACCUGUAACUUCACGCGACUCUUAAAGUAAACAUGUAAUCUACCGCAUACACUGCUUUAAACUUCAGUUUUAUACUGUUAGUUAGUGCUUAAUUUCUAAACAAAAUUAUUUAGGGCUAUCGAUCAAGGUUAAACUUUAUACUAAAGGGUUAAGUUAUAUAGUAUUAAGGUUAACAAAAUGUAAUUGUUGGACGGAGGUAACAACAGUGUUAUUAUGUUUACAAGUGAGGUGUGUUUCCAGGUAUUUCAGUUUCUUCCGAUGCUUUCUGCAUAAACAAAUUCACUUCAGACCUAAUAAAACGAGCAGUGCAUAGAAUUCUUUUGAAAAUGGGAACGUAACAACAUUUUCAUAGUGUAGUGGUGCAUGCCCCCUAUGAUUGGUCCAUUUAGUACGGCUCAUGUUAUUUCACGCUUCUUCAAACUACUCAGGCCUAAGAGAUAAGUCACUCAGUGAUAAGUUUUAAUGUGCAUCAAAGGUCUUUCUUUUAUGGGGGGGGGGGGGGGGGCCAGUAUAAAGGAAGGUUAUAAACAAACAUAAAAUGAUGCACAGCAAAAAUAAUUUCAAAAAAAUGCAGUUUUUGUUAUUACAUCCAAAUUUACCACAAGAAUGAAAACAAUGUGGCACUCGGUCUCAGAAAACCCCAAUACCACAGGUUAAAAUUAAAUGUCUGUAAAACCAUGUCAAAAAAUAAUGUGAAACGUCAUAAUCCUAAAGAUGCCACUCUCCAAACUCUUUGUUUACAUUCCAUACUAUAAGUCACAGAACCUCAUUUUUCCCAUCACUUUUAUGUGUACCUCAAAGGAAAAAAAAAUUUUUGCACUUAAUAUACAGUUUUAAUUUUCUUUGACCACCUUUAGGUAUUUUGGUAAAUAAUUUAAUAAUUUGGGUUAAUUAUUGGAUUAAAAUUUAUAACCUUUAUUAAAGCAUGUGUGCAUAACACCCAAAGAAACUGAAAGGGUAAAGUCGCAGGUCGUUAGAUUGAAUUUUCUUGCUUUCUUCCACUAGUGCUGAUGCACGAUUAUUAGAAGAAGCUACAGAACCAAUCUGCCAGAGACUAGGUAAAAAAAAAGAUUUAUAGACAACUGAAUUACAUGUAUAAGGAGGCUUUACGUAUACUAUAAGAUUUUAUGUAUGGCCUACAGGCCCUACAAUGCACCGCUUCUCACCUGUGGAAUUCUCUGACAACUGAAUAAGUAAUUGCCAAGAGGAUCAUUGUAGUUAAAGACGAGACUUGCGUGUAUGCAAAGGAAGCAUGAAAAAAUUAAGGCUUCAAACCCUGCCCUCAAUAAUAUUGGUGCAGCACUCCAAGAAAUUGAGCUAGCAAUUGCCAACUGGGAGCUAGGGCAUUAAAUUGGUUCAUAAUGUGGUGAAGAUGAAUAAUUGAUGAAUAUAUGAAUUUUGUAUAAAUUAUUGUAACCAUGAAAUGAAGAAAUGAAUGCUAAGAAGACACAACAUAUGUACGUUGCAAAAAAAAAGCCUGAAAAAAUUCAGGUAACUGCAUAAGUUGUGUCUUUAACUGUGCGUCUUCUUUGAAUAAUAGGCAAAGUUCUGGAUUUCUGUUCAAAAUGUUUUUCACGAUUUUUAAGUGGAUCCACACAUGUAUGGGACCAAUAGACAACAGAGAGAUUUUUGGGGGGGGAGAAGGAAGUGUGAUAUGGCAUCAUUUCUGCUUCCCGACUACUGUGGAGUAGUUUCACUCAAUUUUUGGAACAAAUUUACAAGAUUUGAGUAUUAUAAUUGUUCACUAUUAUUGUAACCAUGAAAUAAUUGUUUUUCAGUUGGCAACAACUUGAAAACAGGCAACUUUGUUACCCUAAUAAAGAUGUUUUUGAAAAGAAUCCCUGAACUGAAAGACAGUGCAAAGUGCGAAGAGUAAGUUAAACCAUCCAUAAUUUAUAAAUUGUCAUUGUUGUCCAGGGCUGUCAAAAAGUUUUUAAGUAGCUAUGAAUAGUAGGUAGCUUUGGAACUCACCCCAAAGGCACAAGUUCUUCGAGGGCCUAAGCAUCUAGGGACAUUUUGAAAAUUAGAUUCUCGGAAAUGAUGUUUCCAGGGGUUUUCAAGAGGUAUUUUCCACUGCAGACACCAUGUUGUUUCGUUAGAAUACACGCAAUACUGGGAACAAUGCUGUCGAAAUGUCCCAGGCAUUCCACGACAUCCCACGGUUCAAACGUUUCACAAUCUCAACUUGUUUAAAUAUGCGUUCGAAGUCAUUCAAAACUGGUAAACGGAUGCUUUACAAUUUUAUUCGAUGGUGCUUAUUUUUUGUUAGCAGUUAUGGUAGAAGGAGAUAAAAGUAGCUGGCUGAGGAUGGCGAACUAGCCAGCAGUUUUGGCCGGCUACUGGCCCUUAUUGACAGCCCUGGUUGUCUUUUCAAAGCUCUCUAUUCAUCACUCAAUGGUUCAUCAAAACCUAUGAUAAUUAGUACGACUUAAUUAACUUCUUUUUUCUUUUUUGUUGUUGUUGAUGCCUAUUUCAGAGAGGACUUUACCUGGGAAACAUACAAUGCCAUCCUUCUUGUCCGAAGUUUUUCUAAGUAUUUUAUUGAGUUUUUGCCCAAUGAAGAAGUGAUUAGACAACUGGGUGGCUCUGUUGUGAAGUCACAAGGAGAUGAAGUGUCUGGUUUUACGGAGCAAGUACUACAUUGUACAGGUGAGAAUAGAUAACAAUAAUUAAUCUUUGGAAUCAAUGUGAAUAGUGGCAGAAAAUUCAUUGACUGGAGUCUCAGUCAUGAAGUGGCAAUUUAUAAUUACUUUUACUAAGAUUGAAAAGAAAAAUGUUUAUAAGUAGGUGGAGCAUGAUCGCCGGGGUGAACGUACUCCCGAAUAGAACUGUUGUUGACAAUGACUGAUGUUUCAACAACCUGUGUGGUAGUCAUUUUCAGAGUCAAAGUGAGCUUUAUCAUGUCAGUUGAUGGUCUUAAACUCUUAUUAUUGACCUGAUUAGUCAAUAAAGUCAUGAAUGUCACUGGUCGUUUGUCACUUAAGCCAUGAUGUUAUGUGCUAUGAAGACUCUUUGUCAUAAUUAGUGCGUUUCAAUCCAUCUUUUGUCACAGUUUAACGUUUAUUUAAUGUUAGUGAAACAUUUCACUAUAAGAAUAUUAUUGUAUUGUUGUAUCCACACAAAGUGAUACCAACAGAAUCAGAAAGGAAACCAUUAAAAAAAUAAUUUGGUUGACAAGUUGGGUCAAUUCAUGUGUGAAAAAUGCACAAUGCCUUAAAACGUACGUGCGCAAAAGUUAGAUCUUUACAGAACUCUCAAACAUGGCAAGUCUUAGUUUCAAUGUGUUUGCAAACUAUUUCAUCAAUGGUUAAGUGCAAUUGACAACUGCCUAAGAAGAAAUGAAGAGAUUUUUUUGCCUCUUCUAAUUUCUUUCUAAGUGACCAACCCAAACUCCUGUCAAGUAGACCUAUUUUAAAAUUGUUUUUCUUUUUCUUGGUAGUUUGAGUUAGUGGUGUUUUACCUUGUGUGGAGUACAUGUUGCUGCGGUCAGCCAAGUUCAAACAGUUUAUUAGCCACUCUACUCUUUAAUUCUAUCCAAGCGAUUUUUUUCCUCUUGUUCUACUGUAAAAUUGGUUUUUCAAAGUCUCACUGUACUAUAUGUGUCAGUCUAGCCCUUUGAACAAUAUGAUAAUAUUAAUUUUGUUGUUUGUAACGUUUACAGGUAAUAAAUUUUAUUGCUCUUAAUGUAGAUACUGUAAAGCCUGUUUUUCAUAUGUCAGGAAAAUCCCAGACGGUUUGGGAUUUUACUGUUUCCCAACCGUCCCAGAUUUUGCCGACUAAUGAAAACUUGAAAUCGUACAUAUCCGCAAUCAUCUGGAAUGGUCGGGGACUAAUCUGGAGAAUUGGGAGCAUUUCUAUUUUCCCCACGGAUCCCAGAUUUCUGUGGUGGUCAGUGAUUGUUCCUGUCAAGUGAAAACUAAAAUUUGUAUCGUCAGGGAUGUCAGCGGCGGAUUUCACCCAUUACUAAUCCUCUAAAUUGCUGGGCUCCAUUCCCCCUAUCACAGAUAAACAUGGUGUCUCUGAGACAGACUUCUGGCGAUUAUCCGAUAUAGCGGCAAAAUCUGGGACAUUCGGCAAAAAGUUAAUAAAUCCCCGAUCGCCUAGGAUUUUCCAGACAUAUGAAAACUAGGCUUGAAGGAAAAAACCAUGUAAAUGUAAAACUAUGAUCUUCAACUUUCUUUCAGAUUGUGGUGUUAUAGAAGAUCUUAUUUGUGGCCUUGUAGAUGUCAUUAUUAAUGUACCCAUCAGGUAUGAAUAAACUUAUUAAUUAUGCCCAAUGCAAUGGUUAAUUGAUGAAUAAAUUAUUUUUAUUGCUUUGUGUAGAAUGUAAGUUUCUAUGGUUUGAAACCAAUUCAGGAAUGUCAAUGGAAAUCAUUAAUUUUCAUGAAUAAUACUGGCCUGUCAGCAUGAUUACUUUAUUUUAAGGACAACAGAAAAAAACCAUGUAAAAAAGGAUGUUUAAAUGUCAGUUAUGGAUGGUGAAUUUUCAGUUGAAGAGUUCUGAUGGUGCUAUAUUUUUUUUCCACAGUGAAGUUACAUAUCCUAUUCAUGUUGAAGCAAUCAACACUUUAUUAGUUAUGUUGUCAGUUCAAAUGUUUGACCCCAAUGCAUCUGAAAGCAGUAUCUUCUUUCAAGUUGUUAUGAAAGGAAAAUGGUAAGAAAGUAGGUGUGCUUUGUUAAAGUUUUCAUGUAUGUACAGUCUACCCGGAUUUUUUAAUACGUUACUGCCAAAAGGAUCUUUUGCAUCCAACAUUUUUUUUCACAGGAAGCCAUUAUAAAGUAGCCAUUGUAAAAACUAAGGGUGCAACCGUUGCUUUUUUCUCUUCUCAUCCUUUCUCUCUCCUUGCUUUUUCUUUUUCUCCUUUGCUUUUCUUUUGUCACUGUGCUUUUGGAACUUGGUCAACCAAAACCUCUCAGUCUCCUGCAGCCUACUAUUUACUUUGACUGAUUACUGAACAUUCUGAAAUGUGUUUUCAGUCAUUCAAAUGCAGAUGAUCUUGUGAAAGUUCUGCUGAAGAAUUUUAUCAUAAAAGAGAAAACUCCACAGCAGCUCAUAAGAGUAACUAAUGGAGGGUGGUUCUGUAAGUAUUUUUUAUAAGUCUAGCUUAAAUUUAAGUUUUUAAGGUACAUGUAUGUGUGUAUGUAUGUAUUCAUUUAGUUGUACUCUGGAAAGUCAAUCCUGCCUACCCUCUUGAGGAUUAAAAAUAAACUGGAGAUUUUUAAAAACACAAUGCGGCUUCAUUAUUUUAGUCUACACGUGAUUAUAAUACAUGUAGACCUUUUUAGCUUGUAUGUUUUGUUGCUGCAUGCUUGUACUUUUAUACAUGUAUGUGGUCCAGUGAUGAUUUUUUUUAUCACUUUUAGCUGGUGUUUGGUCUUGGUUUGGUUCUCAAAGUUCUGAUGAAGAUGAUUCAUCCUUACUGGCAAACCAAAGCCUUCUUUUACUUCUUGUACUGGUUAAUCAUUGUACACAGGGCAAGAAGAAGCAGAACCCCUACAGACAUGCACUGUUUGCCUUCAAAAAUAGGAAAGUCAAAGGUAUGGCGUUUUUUUCAUCUAUUUAAGCUUAAUUUCACUGACCUAAAUGCUGUUCUCAAUGGUUGGCCUUUAUUGCCGUGAUUAACCAGGUACUGAACAACCCACCGCAUGUCUGGUUUGUCCCCAGUACCAGGAUCUUCCAAGCGAAAGCAGUUUACAUGGUGUUAGGAUCUUCCUGCCUCUCAGCUAUGAAGAUUCUAGCUUUAGGGACAAGUACAACUUUUUGCAUGUAAACUGAAUACAGAAAAAAUAAUAUGGCGCUAGGAUGAUGCACCUUCUGGGAUCUUCCCAGUGCUAGAAUAUUCCUCUCUUCAUGUAAAGAGCCCCUCACGUUUGUGUUGUACUGUACAAGACCGUUUGAUGCUGAGAUCUUUUUUAGACCAUUGGGUCUGUUUAUUUUACUUGUUUUUGUGGUAGAAAGUGCAGCAGCUGAAGAUAGUGAAGAAGAUCAGGAAGGUACUCCAUCGUUUACCCUGAACACUGGAAUGCUCUUCACUGCUGUCUGUAGGUCAGUAUAAUAAUGAUAAUAAAGUAAUCUAAGUACCGGUAUGUGAUAUGGAAAAAUAGUACCUAAGAGUUUGCCCCAUGUAUUAAAGGGAAUCCUGAUUACGGAAUCUGGGAAAUUUUUGCUUGUGGAAUCCAGAAUACAGCUCAAGGAAUCCGGAAUCCCACUAACGAUUGGAAUCCAGUUCCAAUGAUAAAGACAGGAAUCCGGUACCUGGAAUCUGGAAUCCAAGGCUGUCUUGGAUUUCCUUACACAGGGCGAAAGAGUUAUAUCAUUGAUGAGAAGAGGCCCAAGCCACAGCUGCUGUGUUAGAGUACCCAAUAAUACAGUGUAUUGUACUAUGUAUUACAACUUCAUACCAUUCUAGUCGUUUCAUCUUGUACAUGCAUACGUUCAAGGCAGGGUGCUUUUUGUGCACUGAAUAGAUUGUUAUUACUUUUAAAACAGAAAUUGUCUCCUUUAUGUGAUUGCAGAGACUUACACAAAGAUCAAACAACGCUUUUACUGUACUUAUUACUGCAUCGGAAUCCCAAUGUGGCAACUUUUAUCCUUUCAAGGACAGAUAUUGAUAAUUUGGUGAGUGUUUUUUUUUUUAAUUGUUUCUCUAACCAGACCCUCUUGACUGACAAACCUGUUUGUAUGAUUUGAAAAAAUCCUCAUUAGUGUUUGAUAUGUUCAGAAUAAUAAUAGCUGGUUCCUUGUGGCAAGGAUCAAGAGAAGGAAUCAGGUAUCUUGCAGGCGUGCAAGGGUUUACGGUCAAUUGGCUCCAAGCCAGAUCGUUCCAUUUUAUAGCCAGAUCGUUCCACAGUGUCAGUGUAAAACUCGAUGUGAAGCAUGCUUUUUUUUGGCUUCUUAGUUUAAAGAACAAGGUAUACACACGAGUGAUGCUCUUGUUUUGCUCGUAGCUUUAAGACUCAGGAAACGUUCUGACUAUAUUGUGGAACGAUCUGACUAUUAGGGGGAACGAUCUGGCCUGUCACGAUCUUACCAUGGAGCGAAGUGACCGGAUGCCCUUGCAACCUAACUUUUGGCUUUAAGUAGGCUUGUAGUAGAUGAGGUACAUGCAACACGGUUUUAACCCUUGAUAUAGUUGUGGCCUGUAUUGUAGUUUGUCAUUCUUUCAUGUGCGCUCUGUCUUCCUGUAGGUGAUGCCGAUUUUGAAGCUUCUUUACAACCCAGAUAAUCACAAUGCUCACCAUAUUUAUAUGUCGCUGAUUAUUCUACUAAUCUUGAGCCAGGAUGAGAACUUCAACAAGUCUGUCCAUGAGCUGGUAUGGAUACAAAAAAAAAAUGCCAUAUUCACCUUACUUAUCAAUCGCCCCAUAUAAGGGAAUCCAAGACAGUCCUGGAUUCUUGAUUCCAAGCCCUGGAUUCCAGAUUCCAGGUACUUGAUUCCAGGUUCUUUGUCAGUGAAACUUGGAUUCCGAAUUCAAUCGUUGGUGGGAUUCCGGAUUUCUUGAGAUGUAUUCCGGGUUCCAACGUCCGGGAUUCCAGAUUCCACGAACAAAAAUUUCCCGGAUCCUGGGAUACGGAUUCCUCUGGGCGAGAUCUACUACAAACUGGGGAGAGAGAGAGAGCGUGUGAGGUCCACAUGCGUAUUCGCUACUUUAAAAACCAGAAGGAAACUGGGCCAAGUUAAAUUUCGCAAGGAGGUCUGGGAGUGUUAGUAGGGAGAGGGAAAAAAUUGGCCAAUAAGUGACCGGCGUGUUCCCAGUAACCAUCCCAGAAACAAUUGCGGGACGCAUCCGGCUCCAGUUCCCUUCAGGGUGUGUUUUUGAAGUAAAAGAAGCCCGCUGUUUUGUUGUAUAACUAUUUGUUUUCUUUUAGUAUGGUAAAUCCUUUAUUUUUCAGACGAUUGCCUCAGUCCCAUGGUACACCGAGCGAGCCAUAACAAAUAUCACUCUGGGAGGACUGUUGGUGUUGGUUGUACUGAGAACAAUCCAAUACAAUAUGACUAAAAUGAGGGUGAGUGGUGGUUUCCACUUUAGAUUAGCAGAUUCAUUUGUACGGUGGCAUCACUGGUAGUUUCGCUACAACGUCAUUUCGCUACAACGUCAUUUCGCUACAAGUCGUUUCGCGUCAGAGUCUAGUGAUUGGAAUGGUGGUGAUUUCCUUAAGGUUCAGGACAAGCAUAGCAUCAAUUUGGGAAGAGGAGUGCUGAUAAAAUACACCUGGCAUAACAUUAUCGCUCGAGAUUCAACAUAGUUCGGUAAAUUAAAGUAAUUUUAAGUCCUUGAGUGGACUUCAUUGUGGUUUUAAAACCUGCCUUGUCUAAAUCUAUGUGAUUCAGUGGAGUAGAUUCUUGCAAGACCGAAAGGUAGAUAAUUACUAACUAAUUACAGCUGUUUUCCAGUUUUUCACUUAAUAAUAUUUCUAUUUCCUUAGGACAAAUACUUACACACCAACUGCCUGGCCACCUUAGCUAACAUGUCGUCGCAAUUCCAUGCUCUUCAUCCGUAUGUCACACAGAGGAUAGUAAGGUAAACUAACAUGUUUCUAUUACUACUUAGAGUUAAGUUGAAGUUGCAUUCAAAUUCUCGUGUAUAUUUUUCAGUUUGUACGCGCUGCUUUCAAAGAAGCACGCUAAAGUGAUGGAGUACAUAAAACAAGAUGAAAAAAACUCUCAACAAAAUGGAGAAGGAGCGCAGCAUAGUGAUCAUGUAAGUCAGCAGUUAAUCUUUAACUUCACCUCUCUUGGUGUUGGAGGGGAACUAGAUGGAAAAGAAUCAAAGUAUUAACUCUUUGAACUGUGUCACUUUCAGCUGUCAGAUUUGGCGAUUUUGGAAGAAGUGAUCCGAAUGGUACUAGAGAUAAUCAACUCGUGCGUCACAAAUACUCUCCAUCACAAUCCCAACCUGGUUUACACGCUAUUACACAGAAGAGAACUGUUCGCUCAGUUUAGAACGCAUCCGACGUUCCACGACAUAAUACAAAAUAUCGAUACGGUGAGUCCAAAGACGAUAAAAUCUGAAUCUUUCGAUACCAAUUCAGUUCAACAAUUCCCUAAACCCGCUUUUGGGAAGGGCGUAGCUCGAACGUUUUGGGGGAGGUGUGAUGCCCAUUUUCUUUAUCCAGACUUAUUUACAAACUGCCCGUUAAGUGAAGAGAAAAGUGAUUGAAUUUCAUAGCCGAACAACUAAACAGCUACUACGGCUUGCCCUGCUUGUACUACGGCUUGCGCUGCCAGCUCUCCAUUUCAGGGAUUUCGCGAAAAGUCUCGCGCGAGAGCCACGCGAAGGGAGACGUGAUCGCGUGGGGUAAGGACUCGCGCGUUCUCCCGCGGGUAACCAUUAGUUCACUGUAGAUUACUGAACUCUACUUUGUUAUCCUGUCAAUGCGCAUUUCUCAUCUCUGCCAACUUUCGGAAAAUUUUGCCAGGGCAAGUUUUGGCCAAUUUACUGACUUGCAUUUUACUGGUGGCGAGUAACGUCAUUAUUUCAGACUAUUCUCACUUUGACAGCGAAGACCAAAGUGCUUAUACUUUGGUCAAUUACCAAAAAGGCAACAAGGCGAUAAACUAAGCACAUCUCAAAUCCAAGAGAGAAUAAUCUGUUCUCUGUUGUCAAAGCAAACAGAUGGAGCCUGAAUGAAGCGCGGAAAAACGCACAGAUCAAACAAUACAGGAAGCCAACCGGAACUACAGCCUGUGUAGUCGGUGUAAGGAGUAGGAAAACCUGCGCCAACGCGCUCGCAUUAAGUUCAGUAUCGCUCCUUUUGGCAGGCUCUGUGUUUCUGUAGCAAUGCAAAACUAAUCUAAUGGCGAAAUUGGGUUUACUGCACAUUGGCAAACCACGCCAGGGCAAGAACUAACUUCUACCGCUGUAAAGAUGAUAGCAAAGAUGGAAACGUUUCAAGGGUAGAAGAUGCGCGUGUAAUUUUCUUGGCUGCUCAAAAGACCGGCUAAGUUCCUACGACAGGAUAGCGGAUGCAAAACAGUUUUAUACGUGAAUGAAUCUUUUAAUCUGUUAUUAUUAAGCAUGUUUUCUUUCGUUAUAGGUGUUGGCAUUUUUCAGCGCUCGUCUGGAGCAGCAUCCUGAUCAGACUUUGUCUGUGGGUGUAGUUUUAGACGUUAUUAAACAGGGAACGCUUCAGUGGCCAAGAGACAGAUUAAAGGUAAACUUCCUUGCCUAACAUCACGCACACGUUUCUAUCAAGAGCAGCUUACUUUUAUUUUCAUUCUUAAGGCCCUGAGUACUUCCUUUUAUUUACGAAUGUUUUGAACUGGAUCCCACAGAGAAUUAAAUAAUUUUAAAUUUUAGCGAGAAAGAGAUACCUUAAACCUGUGCGUAGAUAAUAGUUUAUUGCCGGCGAUGUUUUCAGUUUAGACUAGGUCUCCCCGCCGACGAUGUUUCUCUCGACGCACUUACAAAAGUGUGCGCGGGUCCUUUCUAAUGUGAAAAAGUCAGUUCAAAGGAAGGGGAAACUUAAGCCCAGUGCCCGGAGAUUUCAUAGUAGCAGUUUUUAUCUACGACACAAGACCUCUUUCCGCAGAUGGCCUACGCCGCGCACGACCGAAAACAUUCACGGGUGCUUUCCCUGCACUGUUAUAGCCUUUUUAUGAAAAUAAAAGUUGGCCAAUAUUGUCAUUCGCCUUAAUUGAUGAAAAUUAUCCCCUAGACUUUCAAAGAGUGGCAAAAAAUAGGUGGCACUACCCUCUUUCAAGGCGUACUCACAAGUAGAUAUUUCUUUUGGCAAAAUAGCGGAUAACAAAAACCACUAUAUCGGGACGUUUCUUUUUUUGUCGUUAGCUCACAGAUAAAAACUAUACGACGGCAGCAAACGGGUUCCGUGCGAAACGUGAUCGAAAAUAGUUUUUGAAUUUUUUUUUUGUGAUUUGAGACCAUUUGAAUUAAGAUCCAUGAUCUUUGAAGACGUACCUGCGUACACAUGAAAACCAUUUCUUUUUUUAACUUUUCUGUCCUACGCAAAAAGAAAAUUUGUUUGUUGUGUGUGGCUGCUUACCAAUGGCGCUUUUUUCUCUACGUCGCUAGAAUUUUGUUGGCCACAUUUUCGUGACCGACAAAUUUCGCUGGUUGAAACGGGUGCUUUUCCCGACUUUAGGAAAAAGAUUUGCCGUCUAGUCACUCAAUUUGAGCGUUUUCAAAGAAACAGAUUGGGACCGCCCAUCGCGGAAAAACUGUUUAAAAGAAAAACAAAACAAAACAAGUAAAGUUGUUUUUGCCCGUGUAAGAGGAUUGGCCGAAACUGGUCCAAGGUUAACGACCGGUACAUACGCUAAAAUGUCCUUCGCUUUGUACUCACGAAGAGGUCAUACAUACAAAGAGAUAAUUCCGGCAAUUCUUGCAAGAAGAUCGUUAAUAGUUGGUAAUGAAUAUUUUCACUUAACUCUCCUGCUUUGGGGAUUUAUGUAUGUCUCGUUCAAAACAAGGCGUGGUGCUGACUUUAUCUACGGAGAAGAGCCAUUGUGCCACGUGUGCCGUCUGCAGCAACACGCUGCUUUUAGCAGUGCCACUUAGUAAGGAGUGGCAACCGGAUUAUUAAAAAUAAAAAGAUCUGGUUUACUAAGACAAACUUACCUGUCGAUCGCGUAGUUUAAUUUUUGCGUAAUGUUUUCGAUUCCACCGUUACGUAUUAAAUCACUUGUCUCUUAAAAACAGGUCACUUUACAAUUUAUCAAGGCGCUCUGGCGCAAAUUUAUUUUUACUUUUUAUUUUAUUUUUUGCUUUGAGAUGUCGCCUGUGAACAGGCAUAUCUCACAGCAAGAAUAGCCAAGUCGUACUGCUUGUCAAAUCCCUGCAUUUUUCUCAAUGCGGGAAUUGAUAAUUAACUGUCAUGUGAAAUUUAAGAUACAAGUCUACAUGUGUUUUCUCCUUUUUAUCUUCGUAGAAAUUUCCUGAAUUAAAAUUCAAAUACGUGGAGGAAGAACAGCCAGAAGAGUUUUUUAUUCCGUAUGUUUGGUCUUUGGUUUACAAAUCAUCCACACUGUACUGGAACCCAGAUCACAUUCAGCUCUUUCGCCCUGACACAGAGGAGUCUGUAUCCUAGAAAGCUAUCAUCCAAUGCUAUCACUAAUAAUAAAUGGCAUCCACAAAUGGGACUCGUCAGGUUUACACUUAGUAACAACAAUAAACCGGGGCGAUGGCAGGACACGCGUUAUGUAGGUUUGAGGUGAAGCCUUUUAGCCAUGAAAGCUCUGAAAAAAAGAGAAUUUAUCUGGACUGUCUCAGACAAUACAAACUACAAUUUUUUAUGACUGUUGCAUAUUUAAAAGAUUUGAGCUGAUGACAAUGCGACUAAAGAAAAGCCUGGAAACAUCCUGGAAUGUUGAUGGCAAACAGCUCAGAGAACUAAAAAGUCAAUGAACAACAAAAUUUUAUCGCUUUUUCGCGAAAGAAAAUUUCCAUUUUUUUUUUGUAUAGACAUGGGGGAGCAAUUAACAUGCAAAGUAUUGCUGCUGAAGCGCAAAAUGUAAAGAUGGAACUAAGUGUGAUUCGAGAAGUAUUUCGGGUAUCCAGUCUUUGCAGUCGCACUGUAAAUCUGACUUGUUUUGAGGUUGCUCGAAACAACAGCC